Messenger RNA from Gadus chalcogrammus (walleye pollock), 1806 nucleotides. RefSeq names its product tubulin, epsilon 1 (gene tube1). Gene Ontology annotation, biological process: microtubule cytoskeleton organization; mitotic cell cycle. Gene Ontology annotation, molecular function: structural constituent of cytoskeleton; GTP binding. The transcript is spliced from 13 exons. Gene Ontology annotation, cellular component: microtubule; cytoplasm. The record is from RefSeq and is a predicted model, not a curated record. Lineage: Eukaryota; Metazoa; Chordata; Actinopteri; Gadiformes; Gadidae. Bases 110 to 1513 code for a protein of 467 amino acids.
GGCGGGGAACUCAAAGCUGAAGUCUGUGCCGCGUUUGUAAACAAAUGUAAAUAACUAAAACUUAUACAAACUAAAACGUAUGAUAUAAUAACUUAUAAUAACGACCAACAUGACGCAAUCCAUAGUCGUGCAGGUUGGUCAGUGUGGUAACCAGGUCGGGUGUCGGUUCUGGGACUUGGCGCUCAGAGAACAUGCACACGUCAACAAGAAAGGAGUAUAUGAUGAGGCUCUGGGUAGUUUUUUCCGGAACGUGGACUCAAGAGGUGCAGGAACCUGUGACAUCGUGGGUGGGAGAAUCCAGCGACUCAAAGCCCGGGCGGUGCUGGUGGACAUGGAGGAGGGCGUGGUCAACCAGAUCGUGCAGGGUCCGCUGAGAGACCUGUUUGACACCACACAGCUCCUCACCGACGUGUCGGGGUCCGGGAACAACUGGGCGGUGGGUCACAUGACAUAUGGCUCGGCCUAUCGGGAUCAGAUCGUGGAGAAGGUCCGCAGGGCGGCGGAACACUGUGACUGUCUGCAGUGCUUCUUCCUCAUCCACUCCAUGGGCGGAGGCACGGGCUCGGGGCUGGGGACCCGGGUCCUGGGGCUGCUGGAGGAGGAGUUCCCCGAGGUGUGUCGCAUCGUGACCUCGGUGUACCCCUCGGACGAGGACGACGUCAUCACCUCGCCCUACAACAGCGUGCUCGCCAUGAGGGAGCUCACGGAGCACGCCGACUGUGUGCUGCCCGUGGAGAACCAGUCUCUGGUGGAGAUCCUGACCCGGGUCCGGCUCCUGUCCCGCGCCCCGGGUCCCGGGGUGAAGGCGGACCUCAUCUCCAGUCCGGGAGGAGGAACAGAGAAACCCUUCGACAGCAUGAACAACAUCAUCGCCAACCUGCUGCUAAACCUCACCAGCUCUGCGCGCUUCGAGGGCUGUCUGAACAUGGACCUGAAUGAGAUCUCCAUGAACCUGGUCCCCUUCCCCCGGCUGCACUACCUGGUGCCCAGCCUGGCCCCGCUCUACAGCCUGCAGGCCGACUGCAGCAUGGCCCCUAGGAGGCCGGACCAGAUGUUCAGCGACGUCUUCAGUAAGGACCACCAGCUGAUCCGGGCGGACCCCCGACGCAGCCUGUACCUGGCCUGCGCUCUCCUGGGGCGAGGAGACCUUCUGCUGUCAGACCUCCGGAGGAACAUACACAGACUCCGUUCCUCCCUCUCCUUCGUCUCCUGGAACCCCGAGGGGUGGAAGACGAGUCUGUGUUCUGUGGCGCCGGUCGGCCACACCCACUCCCUUCUGGCCCUCGCCAACAACACUUGUGUGAAGGGCACCUUCUCCGCCCUGCGCGACCGCUACGCCCGCCUCUACAGGAAGAAGGCCCAUCUCCACCACUACCUCCAGGAGGAGGGCAUGGAGCUCAGCCUGUUCAGCCAGGCGUCAGAGUCCCUGUCCUCCCUCAUAGAGGAGUACGACCUGCUGGACCGCGCCUCCUCCUGCCCUCCCGACACCCCCAGACUGCAGAUCGCUACAUGAAGGCUUGUGUCUAAGCUCCGCCUCUUCCCUUCUCUGGAAGCUCCGCCUCUUCCCUUCUCUGGAAGCUCCGCCUCCUCCCUCCUCUGGAAGCUCCGCCUCCUCCCUCCUCUGGAAGUUCCGCCUCCUCCCCUCCUCACAGGAAGUGCAGCUCGGUGAACAUGUCCCCGGGGUCGUCGCACUUCCUUUUGCAGACGCAGGACGUGAUCCACUGCACCUUCCAGCGCACGCCGGCCGCGCCCUUGCACCUGAACUCUAAGGUGCGCAUGCUGGAGGCGUCGGGCACGCAGCAGCCG